Molecule: messenger RNA, 1878 nt
Organism: Haliotis rubra (blacklip abalone)
Lineage: Eukaryota; Metazoa; Mollusca; Gastropoda; Lepetellida; Haliotidae
Exons: 2
Coding region: 1-1878 (625 amino acids)
Source: RefSeq, a predicted model, not a curated record
AUGACUCCAAAGCGGAAAACUGAAAAAGAAUUACAGAACUUUAAAUUUACAACACCAAGAUCUAGAAAGGCAGUUAAAAGACGUUUACUUUUGGCUAAUUGUUUGGAACACGAACUAUCUGAGGCUAAGAAGCAUAACACAAAGAAACAUGUAAGAAGCCUGGUCAACAUUGUUUCUGGAAAGGUUGUCAAGAAGUACAGAGGAGUCCGCUACAUUGCAUCUAGAACUGGAAUAAACAGGAGAACAUUACUCACGGCAUCAUCUAAAAAUAUCAUGCAUGUGCGAGAGAUAAAGUGGAAGACUAGACUGGCUCUUCAGCAAGAUGUAGUUGCGUUCUAUGAGAGAGAUGACAACUGUCGUUGUAUGCCCGGGAAAAAUGACUUGGUCGGAAAAUCACAGCUUCAAAAAAGAGUCUUAAAUGAUUAUCUGGCCAAUCUAUUCCUAAAGUUUGGGGCUGAGUUCCUGAAUGUGAAGCUGUCGCUGUCGUCAUUUUGCAAACUGAGACCUGCUCACGUUUUGCCAGUGUCAUUUACAGCAAGGAACACCUGUCUUUGCAGUAAACAUCAGAAUAUGGCCUUAAAGUUGAAAUCUCUCAAGAGCUUUAAUGUUGUUUCCACAUCAAGCCCAGAUGCUUUCAUAAAGGCUCAUACUCAGUCAGAGAUUGAGAGGCAGCUGUCCCAGAUUCAACUUGAUAAGGUCACCUAUAAGACCUGGAAGAAGGUGACAGACAGCAGGGGCAAGUCGAAGAUGAAGCUUGUGGAUGAAGAAGUGGCCAAAGAUGAUUUUAUCAGCAACUUUUUGAGUCAGUGUACACAGUUCCGUGAACAUGUGGCUCGUGUCCAAACACAAUACGCUCAGCUCAGGUUCUUGAAGGGCAAUUUGCCGGACUCUCAUGUCAUCAUCCAAAUGGAUUUCGCCGAGAAUUAUCUCUGUCAAUGUCUUGACGAGAUCCAGUCUGCUUACUGGAAUGCCACUAUGGUAACACUUCAUCCAGCUGUUGUAUACUUCAAGAACAAUGGAGUCCUCUAUUUUGGCACCGUAUACACCAUUCUGCAGUCAUUGCUUCCAGAAGUUAAAGAACUGGUUCCAUAUCUGUCGUAUGUUCAUUACUGGACGGACUCGCCAUCAAGCCAAUAUAGAAACAAGACAGCUUUCAACUAUGUCCUACAGCAUCCUGAGGUGUUUGGUGUUCGGGCUUCGUGGCAUUAUAUUGAAUGUGGUCACGGUAAAGGGCCCUGCGACGGCCUUGGAGGUACCGCAAAAAGAAUGGCCGAUUCAGCCGUGAAACAAGGGAAGUUCAACAUACAGAGUGCCCACGACUUCUAUGUAUGGGCAACUGGGCAACCAAGUUCUGUCGUGUACAUCUUCAGCAGCAAAGAAGACUGCGAUUCCAAUCAAAAGAGACUUGAACAGUGGGGUGUGAAGCCAGUUAAAGGAACUAUGACAAUUCACGCAGUUUAUGAAGCAGAGGGUUGUCUCAUGGUAAAGGAAACAUCCUGUUUCUGUGAUGGAUGUUUUGCCUCUGAUGGGUUCUUGUCUGUCCCGUCAUGUCCAUGGCAGAGAAAGGUUCUUGUGACAAACCCGGCUCCAGAUGACAAUGAGGAGAACGCUCCACAGCCAGAGAAUGUUCAGGUUGAUGAAGAAGUUCUGCCUACCCAGUCAGAAGCAAACGUUGUCCAAGAUCCAACCUGUGAGAUAUCAAUCAAUGUUGAUGCUGCCAUUGUUGCUGCCAUUUAUGAAUUUGACAACAAAGUAUAUUUUGGCAAAGUUCUGGAUAUUGACGAACAGAGGACUGUCAAAUCUGUUUUAUUGAGGCCUCUGGAAAAACCUGUAACUACAAAUGGCCACGAAGUUCGGACAGUGAAACCAUUUGGGUGA